Messenger RNA from Striga hermonthica, 1728 nucleotides. NCBI's taxonomy places the organism in Eukaryota, Viridiplantae, Streptophyta, Magnoliopsida, Lamiales, Orobanchaceae. The record is from the annotation of a GenBank genome assembly.
AUGCAAACAACAGCGGCAUCAAUGGCGGCCCCGCCAGCUUUCUGCCGCCUGCUCUCUCACUUGCAGCGCCGCGCUCUCCCAACUCUCCGACAUUCAAUCUUCCCCAAAUUCUCAAAUCCACUUCACAGAAAACUAACCCACCUCUUUUCUACCUUCCACAACCCUAUUAACAGUCCUCGGCCUCUUGCCACGUUUAAAGCUGCUAAAGGCAAGUCUAUACCGCUCUUCAAUUCUGUAGAAAACACCUUGGUACUCAAGAAAGACGAGAGAUUGGGAAAUGGAGAAGUGAACUCGGCGGAGCAAGUUAUUAGUUCGAGUAGUACAAUUGCAGCUAUAGUGACUUCAUUGGGUGGGCCGCCAGGUGCGGUGGGGAUUGUCCGGUUAUCUGGCCCUUCGGCGGUUUCUAUUGCUGGGCAGAUUUUUCGACCCAUGUCGAGAAAGAGGAAAAAAGGCUCUAGUUGGUGGCUUAACAGCCAUGUUGUUGAGUAUGGUGUGGUUUUGGAUUCAAAUGGCAGCGUAGUUGAUGAGGUUUUGGUGGUUCCAAUGCUGGGGCCAAAAUCUUAUACUCGUGAAGAUGUGGUUGAACUUCAGUGUCAUGGCAGUGAAGUGUGCUUGCGUCGUGUCCUGGGGGCUUGCCUAGAUGCUGGGGCGAGGCUUGCCGAACCAGGUGAAUUCACUCUCCGUGCCUUUUUAAACGGCCGUUUAGAUCUCUCUCAAGCUGAAAAUGUGGAAAAACUUAUAUCAGCUAAGUCAAUGGCCGCUGCAGAUGCUGCGUUGGCAGGAAUUCAGGGAGGUUUUUCUUCUUUGGUGAAAUCAUUAAGAGCUCAGUGCAUUGAGUUGCUUACAGAGAUUGAAGCUCGUCUAGAUUUUGAUGACGAGAUGCCUACCCUCGACCUCAAUCUGGUCACUGAAAAAAUAAACAAGAUGUUGCUAGAAGUAGAUAAUGCUUUGGAAACUGCAAAUUAUGACAAGCUUCUGCAAUCUGGUGUACAGAUAGCAAUUGUUGGCCGACCAAAUGUUGGGAAAUCAAGCCUUCUUAAUGCAUGGAGCAAAAGUGAGAGAGCAAUAGUUACCAACAUUGCUGGCACAACACGUGAUAUUGUGGAGGCUAAUAUUAGUGUUGCUGGGAUUCCCGUCACACUUCUCGAUACAGCAGGAAUUAGAGACACGGAUGAUCUUGUCGAGAAAAUAGGUGUUGAAAGGUCUGAAGCAGUAGCCACGAGCGCGGAUGUCAUUGUCAUGACUGUUAGUGCAGCCGAUGGGUGGACUUUAGAGGACGAGAAGCUUCUGGAAAGAAUUCAAAGCAAUAAGAGUGCAUCAUCAUCAAACUCUCCGGUUGUUCUGGUGGUCAACAAAGUGGACUGCGCCACGUCAUCACGUGAAUGGGUUGACAAAAUGUCCAGCUCGUUCGACAAUCAUGUUUUCACGUGUGCAUUGUCUGGUCAAGGGAUUUCGGAUUUAGAGUCUUUAAUAGUAGAGCUCGUUGGUCUGAAUAAAAUCCCUGCUGGCGGCCGAACAUGGACUGUUAACCAGAGACAAUGUGAGCAACUUGUUCGAUCAAGAGAAGCUUUCGAGAGGCUGCUUUCGUCAAUAGAGAAAGAGAUGCCCCUCGAUUUUUGGACAAUCGACCUCAGAGAAGCUGUUUUGGCCCUCGGCCAAAUAAGCGGAGAGGACAUCUCGGAGGAAGUUCUGUCGAACAUAUUUGGCAAAUUCUGUAUAGGGAAAUAA